Molecule: messenger RNA, 1596 nt
Organism: Archocentrus centrarchus (flier cichlid)
Lineage: Eukaryota; Metazoa; Chordata; Actinopteri; Cichliformes; Cichlidae
Gene: hpcal1
Product: hippocalcin-like 1
Exons: 4
Coding region: 412-993 (193 amino acids)
Molecular function (GO): calcium ion binding
Source: RefSeq, a predicted model, not a curated record
CCGCUACGCCGGGAGCUGGAAGCAGGAUAGACUUAGUAACAAUAACAAUAAAAAAAAAACUGACUUAGAAAAAUACUUCUACGCUUUCCCAAGUUUUUUCUUCUUUUGUCUGAAAAAGUGUAAGGCUCACUUUCAUUUUCUCUCGUGUUGGUGUUUAAUCGGUGGGAGGAGGUGUUAACUUAAACAACUGUAAGUUAACGGUGAAGUUGGGCUGCUGGUGACGCCUUACAGAGAGAAACGUGGGCUUUAAACGUUGGAUUUCUCAGCCGGAAGACCCAUAAAUACCUAAAGGAGGGGGAAAAAAAGGAGCAGAGGAAGCUGGAAAGUAAAAGCGCAGGGAGAGUGGAGAAGUGAAAAGAGAGGAUAGGAACACCAGCCCUGCUAUCGUCCUGCCUGUGAAGGUGCUUUGUCAUGGGGAAACAGAACAGCAAGCUGCGGCCCGAGGUCCUGAACGACCUGAGAGAAAACACAGAAUUCACCGACCAUGAGCUGCAGGAGUGGUACCGUGGCUUUCUGAAGGACUGUCCCACCGGCCACCUGACUGUGGACGAGUUCAAGAAGAUCUAUGCCAACUUCUUCCCCUACGGAGAUGCCUCAAAGUUUGCCGAGCACGUCUUCCGCACUUUCGACACCAACGGUGAUGCCACCAUCGACUUCAGGGAGUUCAUUAUAGCCCUGAGUGUGACGUCUCGUGGUGGGCUGGAGCAGAAGCUGCGCUGGGCCUUCAGCAUGUAUGACCUGGAUGGGAAUGGCUAUAUCAGCCGGGCAGAGAUGCUGGAGAUAGUUCAGGCAAUUUACAAGAUGGUGUCAUCGGUGAUGAAAAUGCCCGAGGAUGAAUCAACACCAGAGAAAAGGACAGAUAAGAUCUUCAGACAGAUGGAUAUUGACAAUGAUGGUAGAUUGUCUUUGGAGGAGUUCAUUAAAGGUGCCAAGAGUGACCCGUCCAUUGUCAGACUGCUGCAGUCAGAUCAGGGAGCCUCCCGUCAGCUCUGAGGACAGGGAGGAUCAAAACCCGCAACACAUUCACACCUACAUCCCUCCAGCUUUGUGCUGUUUGUUCUGACAGAGGCCCGAUCUUCAUCACAGCCCCUCUCCUCCUUUCAUUUUAACACUCCACGUCUUAAUGUUUACAUUAAUGUACACUUCUCUGUUCAGUGUGGCUUAUUCCUCUGUGAAUUAUGACGUGCUUUCCAGUCGAGGCAUCCUUUUUUUUUGUGCAUUUUAAAAUUGCUCGUGAUUUUUACCCGUUUGCUUUAAGUGCCAUAUCUUUUAUUUAUGCUUACAGAAUUAUACUUUCCAGUAUUAUGUCUCUCAUUAUGUUAUACUAAAAGGAAACUAAUUAAAUCACUUAAUUCUAUUCAACUUAAUUGUUAAAAUAUGGCUUACUGUGGUUCAAGAUAACAGCAGCUUUAACAGACACAAGCUGCUGUAUUUAACAAGCCCUCUAUGCCUUUGGUAUUGCAUGCGCUCAUUGAAAUGCGUUUACAGUCCAUGUGAAUAAUGAGGCAGUGAUUGUUUUUAUUUCUUUUUAUUUUUGUAACAAAAAUGUCAUUUUGUUUUCACACAAUUGAAAUAAAGUUGUGUAAGAAAAAUCUA